AUGUUUUUUGUAUUAUUUUUUAUUCUGACUAUUGGAUAUUUAUAUUAUGAUCUCAUAUGGAAACGAAAAGCCUAUCCACCUGGUCCAACACCUCUUCCUUUUGUUGGAAAUAUUUUCCUGAUGAAUGACAAAUUCAAACCAGGUUAUAAAUUGUGGCAAAAUCUUGCGUGAGUUCAUCAGUGGAACUUCAGAAAAACAUGUAUUUCUCUAAUUCAGUGAACAAUUCGGCCCAGUUUAUACAUUUUGGUUAACCCAAUUACCAAUUGUUGUUGUGACUGAUUGGAAUUUGAUCAAAAAACAUUUCAUAAAAGAUGGAAAUAGUUAUACAGGACGUCCCGAAUUCCCACUGCAGACACAAAUGAGAAGUGAGCAUUUUUCCGGGAUUUUUUGAAGGAUAUUUUUUUCAAGAAAAAAAUUGGUAAUUUUCAGAGGGUCCUUAUGGAAUAAUUGAAUCAUUCGGAGACCGCUGGAUUCAACAACGUAGAUUUGCUCUCCACAUUUUCCGAGACUUUGGCCUUGGUAAAAAUCUUAUGGAAGAAAAAAUCAUUGGAGAAAUGCGUUCAAUGUGUGAUCAAAUAAAGAAAGUAUGCAGUGAACCAGUUGAUAUGAUGAACUAUUUUGAUGCAUCUGUUGGUAGUAUUAUCAAUGCUCUUCUUUUUGGUUAUCGAUAUGACGAAUCAAAUAUGGAAGAGUUUUUGGUGUUGAAAGCAAGAGUUGCUAAACAUAUGAAAGUUGCGGGUGAACCAGUUGGUGGAAUUAUUGGAAUGUAUCCAAAGCUUGGAAAUUUACCAAUUUUGAAAGGAUAUAAAGAUGGUUCGUUUUCCAGUUUCUCAAAAACUAUUUAUCAAAAUUUUUUCAGUGGUCGUUGGAAAUUGGGAAAGUCUUAUUGAUUUAUUCAAAAAACAAAUUAAUGAAAAAUUAGAAACCAUCGAUUAUGAUAAUGAUGAAUAUUCAGAUUAUGUUGAAGCAUUUUUAAAGGAACGAAAGAAACAUGAACAUGAGCCUAAUUUUGGGGGAUAUGAAAUGGAACAACUCGAAAGUGUUUGUUUUGAUCUAUGGUUAGCUGGAAUGGAAACAACAUCGAAUACUUUAUAUUGGGCACUUUUAUAUGUUUUGUUGAAUCCUGAAGUUAGAGAGAAGAUCUAUGAAGAAUUAGAUCGAGAAAUUGGAUCAGAUCGAAUUAUCACAACAUCAGAUAAAUCAAAACUCAAUUAUAUUAAUGCUACGAUAAAUGAAUCACAAAGAAUGGCUAAUUUAUUACCAUUCAAUCUUUCACGCACAACAACUUGCGAUGUUAUUAUAAAUGGUCACAGUGUUCCCAAAGAUACAGUAAUCGUCCCACAGAUCAGUACUGUCAUGUAUGAUGAAAAUGUAAGGAUUUUUUGAACCAUUAAAAAUUAUUUGGAAUUUUCAGAUCUUCCCAAAUGCUAUGAAAUUUAAUCCUGAUCGUUUUCUUGAAAAUGGCCAACUUUUGAAGAUCGAAGAACUUGUUCCAUUUUCAAUUGGAAAACGGCAAUGUCUUGGAGAAGGUCUCGCAAGAAUGGAACUAUUUAUUUUCUUUGCAAAUCUAUUCAACCAAUUCGAUAUAUCUCUAGAUUCCUCAAAUCCAAAUCCAUCAACAGAAAAAGAAUUUGGAGUUACUGUGAAAGCACAUAAUUACAAAGUUAUCAUGAAAUCUCGACAUUGA
Messenger RNA from Caenorhabditis angaria, 1687 nucleotides. Lineage: Eukaryota; Metazoa; Nematoda; Chromadorea; Rhabditida; Rhabditidae. The record is from the annotation of a GenBank genome assembly.